AUGGUCAAGUGCCGAGUGGACCCGACCAGCGUGGAGCAGGACCUGUCACGACCAGAGCAAAAUCCACGGGUCGCCUUGGCCAAGCUCCAUGGCGGCAUGACGGCCUUACACUGGGCGGCGCGCUUCGGCAACACAGCGGUUGUUCGACACCUGGUCGGACUGCGUGCCGACGUUGCCGCCGCGACGCGAUAUGGACGACAUCCUCUGCACUGCGCCGCCAUCGAAGGGAAGAAGGAAACCGUCGAGGCACUGAUCAAGCUCAGGAGCAACGUCCACCAUCCACAGAAGGAUGGAUGGUUGCCGAUCCACUUGGCCAGCCGCUACAAGCACAUGUAUGUGAUCAUGGCCCUCGUCGAGCACCGAGCAGAUCCGAAUGCCAAGGGAGUGAAUGGCAAGACGGCCGCGCAGCUCUUCGCCCAGCGGGAUGGCCGUUUUUCAGACAUCGGCCUUGACGCGCUCCAGCAAGAUGAAAGUGGCCGGAAUGCCCUGCACACAGCGGCUAUACACGGCUCGGAGUCGUGGUUCGGUCGGUAUCGUGCAUCACAGCGAAACCCUGCUGGUGUGCAGCUCGUACUUGGCUUGGCGACUCCAGACGCGCAGGGGCGGACCCCUCUCCACCUCGCAGCUGCUUCUGGCCGGCACCUGGUGGUGCAAGAAAUUCUUCGGAGGUUCCUGGACGAGAACGGCAGCUUCAACAGGUGUUGGCAUCGGGUAAAGUUUGGCGGCUUCUACAGCAGAGUGGAUGAUGAGGAGGACGACGAUUCCUCUGAGCCCCCGCCGCUGCCAGUCCUCACGCGGGAUCGGAGGGGUCGGCUGCCGCUGCAUGCCGCGGCACUGGGCGGCUUCCCCACGGUUGUGGGCCAGCUGGUUUCCUUCAUGUUGGAGAAGCUGGACUGCUCAGUUGCAGACAUACUGCGGCCUGACGAUGAGGGAGCCUCUGCCCUUGACCUGGCUUGCCGCAGACGCGACGACGCAGCGGCCAGGCGCCUUUCCGAGAAGCUGGGAGUGGAGCUGCCCCUGUCGUCCAGAGAUCGAACGCUGCCAUCGACCGGUGAUGAGGUGUGCCUCAAGCGUGUUCUGCAGCUUGAGCAUGGGACCCUGGCUAAAGGCACGCUUGGCCGGGUUGAGGCUGCAUCUGACAGUGUGGUGAAGCUGCAGCUGCUCGACAUCUUGGACCUGCGAAGCUCGGGAUCUUUACCGUUAGGUUUUGAGCACGUCGAGCAAGGCACUGUGGUGGAGGGCUUCGACCUGGGGGACGCAUGGCUUCAACUCUCCGAGGGCGGCUGGCUGCCCACGCACAUCCAACUCCAGAGCUCCAGAAGCCUUCCAGUUCUCUCAGCAUGGAGUGGCCCGCCCAUCAACGUUGGAGAUGUCGUGAGGACUGUCAAGGACCUGGUGCUGCCGGCCAAUCGUGUGCUGAAGCUUGACUCUGUCGGCAUCGUCCGGCGCAUCAACUCGAACGCAGUGCACCUGAAACUUGAGGCAGCCAAAGGAGGUGGCUGCACACUCUCGGUGACUGACACAGUCUUUGCCGAGCACAUGCAAUUAACCGGCUACCGCUGCAUCAUGGAGGAGCCCUUCUUAAAGGGCCCGCCAGAGGGCUUCUUGGUCACUCACAGAAAGCACGGCUGUGGAGUCGUGCAGCACAUUGAGAAGACCUCCAAUGGGACGACCCGGGGUUUUUCGGUGAUCUUCGGCGACGAGACAAGGAGCCAGCUGCCUGCUGACCGACGCGGCAUUCGCUUGAUUAGCAUACCUCCAACGCCGCAGGAAAUCGCAGCCUAUUUUCGGAAGAAGGAGCAGAUACUGCGCCGCAAGCACCCUCACGCGUCAGCGGUGAAGACAGGGACAUGCCAAGCAUCUGAGACCUGA
Messenger RNA from Symbiodinium sp. CCMP2456, 1872 nucleotides. NCBI's taxonomy places the organism in Eukaryota, Dinophyceae, Suessiales, Symbiodiniaceae. The record is from the annotation of a GenBank genome assembly.